AUGGAGCCAGUGCUCCACAGUUUUUCGUUAAGGUGCUGUAACAAAGAGGCCCUGGACCGCAGCAUCCUAAAACCAAGCCUCCUUCAUGUUACAGUUCGGAAAGGUGUCCCAGGAGAUUACAGCAAACGUGUGUACCAGGGCGUGAGAGUGAAGCACACAGUCAAAGAUCUCCUGGCAGAGAAGCGAUCCAGGCAGACGAGCAACUCCAGACUCAAUGGCAGUGCCAGCAACUCCCAGCCUCCAUUCGUCCAGAUGCCAGGAUCACCAGUCAUGUCUGGCUACUACGGUGUCAGGAGGUCUUUCCUGUCUGAUUCGGACUUCCAUAGCGGCAAACAGUUCUCCAAUGACCUCUACACCUCCAGCACCACCAAGCCCUUUGCCUGUGAAUCCUCCGCUGGGCAGAGUCACACAGGCCUGCUGGAGUCCUACCUAGCAGAGCCCUAUGGAGACUACCGCCCACCAGCGCUGACCCCGACACCGGGUUCCCUGUUCGGCACCUCAACUCUGCCGCCGCUCCUGCCACCUCCUUUCCCCAGUGACCCAACUCACUUUGUGUGUAGAGACUCCUGGGAACAGACGGUGCCAGACGGUCUCAGCCAGCCAGACCCUGUGCCUGCGGAUGCCCUGCAGACCUUUCCACCCAGCAGCAGCUGUCUCUCUCAGCUGGAGUCAGGAAGCAGCACCCAGCACAGGAGCAUGGGUUGGGGGCCGUCUCUCGCGGGGGCUCAGUCCUACUCAAUGCAUGCACUGGAGGACCUGCCCCACACUCCAGCGUACCCCACUCCCCCUCCCUACCCCUUCACUUCUUUCAUGACAGUGUCAAAUGACCUCCCACCCAAGGUGGUGCCCCUCUCCCUAGAGGAGGGCUCAGAUGCCUCUUCCCUUCAUGAUCCUUCACCUUGGACGAAAGAAGAUGGCAGCAUGGCCUGGGGCUCUUAUGAAUGCCGGAGAGCUUACUGA
Messenger RNA from Psammomys obesus (fat sand rat), 960 nucleotides. RefSeq names its product POU class 2 homeobox associating factor 2 (gene Pou2af2). The record is from RefSeq and is a predicted model, not a curated record. Gene Ontology annotation, molecular function: POU domain binding; DNA binding. Lineage: Eukaryota; Metazoa; Chordata; Mammalia; Rodentia; Muridae. The transcript has 6 exons. The coding region runs from base 1 to 960 and encodes 319 amino acids.